Messenger RNA from Schistocerca gregaria, 660 nucleotides. RefSeq lists its product as uncharacterized. Bases 61 to 567 code for a protein of 168 amino acids. The record is from RefSeq and is a predicted model, not a curated record. NCBI's taxonomy places the organism in Eukaryota, Metazoa, Arthropoda, Insecta, Orthoptera, Acrididae. The transcript has 3 exons.
UUUAGUUUAUACCUCUCAAGUGGUUGGUUUUAUUACGCUCAGCUAUAUUUUUAUUUUCAAAUGGGUAAAAAUAAAAAACUUUUUCGAAAACCAGCUCAGCCAUCUCCUUCUGUUUCGUCGACGCGCGGAAUUAUUCGGUCACUGUUUGAACAAGCAGAAAGGCAUUCAGUCACUAAUCCAUCUGAGCGCUCUUCUGAAGAAUCUGUCAAUAAAAUUGUCACCCUGCUUGACUCUAUUUUCCGAGAGGCACUGAAAGAUCCUAGCAAUGACAACAUCCAACGAUAUGCCAUAAGAUCUGUUUUGUCUAUUCAAACAUCUACUAAGUUUACUCCUGCUAUCUGCAAAAAAAUCGUUUCAAUAUUUUUCAUCUUUUUACUUGAUGAAUUUCAACGUCAUUGGAAUGAAUAUGAUAUUGAUGCCGAAGAUGUUCAUCCAGAUAUUAGAAAUAAAUUAGUUGUUGAUCAAAAAAAUCCAUAUGGCCCUUGCUCCUGGCAUAUUGAAGAUAUUAGUCACGCUGAAUAUUUGGCUAGAGAACGAGCUCUUACUUACAUGUCUUCCACGAUAUAAAUGGGUAAUUAGCUGGUAAUCACAUGUCAAAGUGAAGGAAUAUAUUGGUGAUAAUGCUCAGCAGCUACAUAGACAGAAUAAAUAUAUUUUUCU